Leptomonas pyrrhocoris is the source of this 2262-nucleotide messenger RNA. RefSeq names its product putative mitochondrial sec1 family transport protein. Gene Ontology annotation, molecular function: syntaxin binding. Gene Ontology annotation, cellular component: cytosol; Golgi membrane. Gene Ontology annotation, biological process: intracellular protein transport; endoplasmic reticulum to Golgi vesicle-mediated transport. The record is from RefSeq and is a predicted model, not a curated record. NCBI's taxonomy places the organism in Eukaryota, Euglenozoa, Kinetoplastea, Trypanosomatida, Trypanosomatidae. Bases 223 to 2262 code for a protein of 679 amino acids. The transcript has a single exon.
GUUGCAGUUGAAGGGCAGUUGGUGCUCCUUAUAUAUAUUUUUCUUCUUCAAUUCAUUGAGAGUUAUAUCGUCAAAGGACGUCCAGGUGGCAUCUCUGAUUCUCAGGCAAGCGUUUUAUUCGUGUUUCUUCGGUGGCUGCUGCAGUGUAGUUGCCCUUUCAGCUGUGCAGCUGUUUUGAUUGGUUAUUUGUUCUUCCUCGUAUUUUUUUCUUCUCUCUUCGUCAUGUUCGAUGGGCCCCUGUCUGCUGUGGGAGGGCCUUCGCGUUCGCCAGGCGGCGCCGGCGCCCUCCUCGGCCCCCCUGGGGCACCGCAGUCCCAGCACUGGCUGCGUCAGCGUGAGGAGGCGGUGCUGGCCGAGAUGAUCAACAUGGCGGUUCCACUGGACGCGCGGGGAAAUCCGGUGUCGGAGCCGUACUCCACCGCGGCGGCGAACGCAGCAGAGCCGGUCGUGACGACGUGGCGGUUGCUCAUCUUCGACGACUGGGGCCGCGACAUCAUCGCCCCCCUCUUGAAGGUUGGCCAGCUGCGCGAGCUCGGUGUCACCUUAUACUUGCACAUUGCAACAGAGCGGGACCCGGUCCCGGGUGCACCUGCCAUUUACUUCUGUGCCCCCACCGAAGAGAACAUCGCCCGCAUCGCCGACGACUGUGCGCACAGUCUGUAUGAGUGGGUGUAUUUGAACUUUACGACGCAGAUUCCACGUCCGCAGCUAGAGUCGCUGUCGCAGAAGCUGUGCAGCUCGCCGCUACAGUCGAUCCGCCAUAUCCGCGUCUUUGACCGGACGCUGAGCUACGUAGCACUCGAAAACGACCUCUUCUCCUUGAUGCUCAACAACUCCUUUGUGGUGCUGAACAAAACCAACGCGAAGGACGAGGAAAUUGAGGAGCACCUGAACCAGGUGGUGCUGGGCAUCUCGCAUGUGUGCCUCUCGAUGCAGGUGCUGCCGAUCCUCGUGCACUCCCGCUCCGGUGCAGCCACGGAAGUCGCGCGACGGCUGUCACUCCGCCUCAACGACGCACUGAACGACAAGCAGCUGACACCUGCUCCGUCGUCCGUGCUGGGCCGGCCGCUGCUGCUGUUGGUGGACCGCUCAAGCGACAUCGCGACGGCUCUGCACCACCCUUUCACCUAUCGCGGGCUGCUGGUCGAACUGGGCGGCAUGCGGCUGAACAAGUGCGCUAUUACCACUUCCGAUGGCAAGGAUGAGGUGCUCGAGGUGGACCCCGACAAGGACGAGGUCUACGUGGAGAAUGCCGGCCUCGACUUCGGUGCGGUGGGCGGCAACAUCGAGGCGGCCCUGCGUCGCUACAAGGAGGAGUACGCGGCGCUGGCGCAGGAGACGCCCGGCGGCAUCGGCGACGACGGCGGCGACGGCAACGACAUGUCAAAGUUGCUCGCCAACGCACCGGGGCUGGCGGAGCGGAAGCGCUGCCUCGACGCCCACACGAAGCUCGCCUUCAACAUCCUCAACAAAAUCCGCGCUCGCCACCUCGACCACUACCACGGCGUGGAGUUGGCGGUGCUGCAGCAGGAAGGCUUCGACGCGGAGGAGUUCCACAGCCUGCUAUCCAACGGCAUGGGGACGCCGGAAGAUCUUCAGCGGCUUUUCCUGAUUGCGUAUUUGAUGUGCACCGAGGGGGACGAUGCGCAGGUGGUGCAGGAGCACGAGAGUGCCUUUGGCGACGCCGCUGCCUUUCCCGCCCUCGCCUAUUUGAAGCACCUGCGUAACUGGUCGUUGACCACGCAGAGUCCGAGCGCCUCCCAGCCAAAUGCCAGUCAAGGCUUUGGAUGGGGCUUUGCGCAGCAGCUCGCGAAGAACAUCGCCAGUUCGCUGGGCACCAAGUCGGAGACGAUGCUGCCCUUGACAAAGCUGGUUGAUGCGCUCAUGCAGGAUGGCCCCGGCGGGGCGGGCGGUAGCGGGAGCCCGGUGCCGUACGGCAGCCCCGUUGGCGGUGGCGGCGUCGGUGCUCUACCUGCUGGCAGCAGCGGUGGGGGCUCCUCCUCCGUGUUGCGUGCGAAGCUGCUGGAGACGGUGGAGGCGUACGACCCCCGCACUAAGAAGCCGGUGGAUCUGCGCGAGGCCGUCUUUUCACAAGCCAUCGUCUUUGCCCUUGGCGGUGGCAGCGUAGCGGAGUACGACAACUUGAAAGCCUGGGAGGCGAGAAAGCAGCGCAAGUCCGUGAUGUAUGGCUGUACAUCGGUGGUCUCCGGCGAGGACAUGCUUCGUCAGUUGGCGGUGCUCGGCGCAACGCAAAAGUCGUAG